This is a messenger RNA of Achroia grisella, 855 nucleotides long. RefSeq names its product serine protease snake-like. NCBI's taxonomy places the organism in Eukaryota, Metazoa, Arthropoda, Insecta, Lepidoptera, Pyralidae. Gene Ontology annotation, molecular function: serine-type endopeptidase activity. The coding region runs from base 1 to 855 and encodes 284 amino acids. Gene Ontology annotation, biological process: proteolysis. The record is from RefSeq and is a predicted model, not a curated record. The transcript has 6 exons.
AUGACGAUUUCAACCACAGCACAGAGAAGUGAUGAGUUUCGAAUUAAGCAUGGUUGGGGCCGCCCCUUUGUCUAUGGAGGUUACAAUACAAAACCCGGAGAAUUUCCUCACAUGGGCGCUAUAGGCUGGAAAAGUGUUACUGGCACAUGGUUAUUUAAUUGUGGGAGCACACUAAUUAGCCACAAGUUUGUUCUAACUGCUGGACAUUGUAUUAAAGCAUCUCCCAGAGAUUCCAGAAUUGCUGACCUAACUCCUAAAAUGAUAAGAUUUGGGUCUACGAACCUCAACUCAAGUUAUAACAUUGACAGAAAUAUCGCUAGAAUCAUACCGCACCCUGAGUAUAAACCUCCGAGACAAUAUUUUGAUAUAGCGUUAAUGGAAGUUGAUUUUAAAGUAGAUUUCUCUAAGGUGUCACAACCAGCAUGUCUAUGGCCCAAAGAUGACGACAGUUUUGGUAAUCAAGCUACAGUAACAGGAUGGGGCCUUUAUGAAAAAGGUAAUCUCGACACAUCGCUUGAACUACAGGCUGGUGACAUAAACAUAAUAGACUCCAGUAAUUGCAACCAGCUGUUAAGAACCUCAUCCAACAGACUUUGGGUUGGAAUUAUGGACAAUCAGCUCUGCGCAGGGAAGCUGGAGGGUGGCAUUGACGCCUGUCAGGGUGACUCGGGAGGUCCAUUGCAGGUGAGGAUCCCAAUACCAGCUCCAUACGAUAAACGCGAAGCGCAGGUGCACUACGUCAUUGGAAUCACGUCCUUUGGCAUCGGCUGCGCUCUACCGAACUUACCCGGAGUGUACACUAGGGUGUCCAGCUUCCUGGAUUGGAUCGAAAAUAUUGUAUGGGCAAAUGAAUAA